This is a messenger RNA of Vespula vulgaris, 13760 nucleotides long. RefSeq names its product bromodomain-containing protein 2-like. Gene Ontology annotation, biological process: regulation of DNA-templated transcription; chromatin remodeling. The record is from RefSeq and is a predicted model, not a curated record. NCBI's taxonomy places the organism in Eukaryota, Metazoa, Arthropoda, Insecta, Hymenoptera, Vespidae. The transcript is spliced from 25 exons. Bases 1601 to 6124 code for a protein of 1507 amino acids. Gene Ontology annotation, cellular component: chromatin; nucleus.
GUAUGCGAAUGACACAUUUAUAACGGAACGGUCUGCUAAAUGAUUUUCGGGAUAUACGAUUAUUUUCAAGAUUAUAGUUUAACAUAUCCGCGAUUCUUAUGAUAAUCUUAUUAGUGAAAGACAUGGAUGUGUCUAGUUGAAAAGUGAUUUUCCGUCCUUCAUGGAGACGCCAUCUUUAGCAUUAGUGUUUAAGUCGUUCGUCUAAAAGCUGGAUAGCUGGAUUAAUUACCAAUGUAAAUUGAAAAGAAAAGAUUAUUUAUCAUUUUAAGUCGUGAUUAUUUUGUCGAAAAAUGUAUUUAAUAGAAAUAAGAAGAGAAACGAUCGGAUCGUGCAGUUGACUUCCGUAGUACCGUGUCAUGCGUCCACGAUAUCUGAUCGACGUGUAGCGAAUACGUAGUAGAUUUCGGUGCGUGUCGUCACGCUGGUGAUGUUAAUAUCGUUUUCGAGUACGAAUUUUUCUGAAAACGAUAACAUCGAUAAACAGUUUUGCGUUUCGUGUGACAGGGUGAUCGAGGAAGCAAAGGUCGAUCCAUCGUUAAUUAGUACAGCCGCCAUCUUGAUAUAUAGUUUCUAGAUCCGAGAUCGUAAUGGGCACGGAAAGGCUUCCGGCGGUGCAAGUUUUUAGGAAAAUGUCGACGGAGCUCCACACGACCCAUUAAUACGAUAUUGGCGCGAGAGACGAUCGUCCUUAUUAGCUUGUGAGUCUUGGGACUGUAGUAUACCGUAAACGCAUCGCGGUCGUCGUAGGAAGCAGUAUCAGCAACGACGACAACGACGACGACGACGAAGACGACGAAGACGACGACGACGGCGGCGGUGGCGGUGGUGGCGGUGGUGGCGGCGGUGGUGGCAGCAGCGACAGCAACGGCGAUAGCGGCGGUGCCAGAAGUAACGAGAGUGGCAGUUAAUAGAGUAAAAGAGAGAACUGCAAGGAGCAGUAAGAGCGUACGCCGCGUUGUUGUAGGCGCGCAUACGAGAUCGUGUCGUGGAUUCGUUGGGUUUACACCAGUGAGAGUGAGUGAGUGACACGACGGUGGGGUAUACUCGCCGUAUCGGCCGCGACGAAGGUAGUAGUGGCGGUGGCAGUCGCGACGAUAACGAGGAUUACUACGACAAGAACGGUGGCGGUGGCAGUGGAGGAGGUGGUGGUGGUGGUGGUGGCGGCGGCGGUGGCGGCGGCGGUGGCGGCGGUGGUGGCAGCCAUAACAGCGAGGCAACUAAACUAGUGAGCAGGGAGAAAGCGUAGUGCCAGUGUCCGAGCCGUAGUGGUAGUGUUUUUUCGCGAUUGAAUACCCGAAGGAAAAGUGGACUCGGAACGAUCAGAUGUUGCUAGUAUCGCGAGUAUUGGCUGGAGGUACGGAGACUCACAGCAGUGUACAGGGCUGACAUUCAAAGUACUACCAUUUGGUAGGCUUGAGUAGUGUUAUGCCUCCUCGGCAUCAAUCUCCCUGGUUGCAGUGCAAUUGUCUCGGCAAGCGAUUAGUGAGCUACCAUGCUCAAUUCAGAAUAUUUACUUGCCAUCUCAAUUGUUGAUGAAGCCUCAUAGCGUCGAGCAUCAGCGUAAGGCAGUUACCUGCUGCAUAGCAUUUAUGUACCAUAUAUGUCUGAAAGAAUCAACGGGGUCAAGAUGCAGCAGGUGGACACUAUUUCACAAAAUAAUUCGUUAGAUGUGGAGGAGCGAGAAAGGCUGUGUAAUAUACCGAAGACAAGUGCACCUGGUAAAGCAUCAGCUACACCAGCUACACCAGGGAAAGAACCACCUCCUCGUGAAGAGCCAACAGUGGAACCCGUAAAUGGUGUAGUGCAGCCACCAGUUGUUCCACCACCUAAUCGACCUGGACGAGUUACAAAUCAAUUACAAUUUUUACAAAAAGGAGUAUUGAAACCAGUAUGGAAACAUCAAUUUGCCUGGCCUUUUCAGCAACCGGUAGACGCGAAAAAGCUGAAUUUACCGGACUAUCACAAAAUUAUCAAACAACCGAUGGAUCUGGGUACAAUAAAAAAGCGAUUGGAAAAUACGUAUUACUGGAGCGGCAAAGAAUGUAUCCAGGAUUUCAAUACGAUGUUCACCAAUUGUUACGUUUACAACAAGCCAGGAGAAGAUGUUGUUGUUAUGGCACAAGCACUCGAAAAAUUGUUUCUUACAAAGGUUGCACAAAUGCCAAAAGAAGAAGUGGAACUCGAUCCUCCAGUUCCAAAAGGUCCAAAAGGGAAAAAAGCUGGCAGAGUAGGAGGACCAGUUGGCGGAAUGGCAGGAACAACUGGAAGUACAGGAAGAGGUCGUCCUUCCUCGGUAGCAGCGGCUGUUACAUCCAGUGUACCAAAUAGUUUGGCACCUUCAGCUACAUCGGCGGGUACAACAGGUGUCAUACCUAUGCCUCCUCUUGGUACACAAGCACCUGCUUCUGUACCAGGCAGUACGAACACGACCACCAUUGCUCCGCCAUCGAGCAUGGGUGUUACUCCAAUGGCCACUCACAAUUCUCUGCCUCAACAAGUCGUCCCUCCAACGGGCGGUUACCAUGCGCAGCCAGCUAUGGAUCCACAGACGGCUUCUGCUGUACCACCUCCACCUCAGGUUCCCACUGCUCCAACUGUAAUGCCUCCAUCUCAACCAGCCAAAUUGAAAAAGGGAGUGAAGAGAAAGGCUGAUACUACAACCCCUACGGCUAAUUCGUUUGAACCAUUAUAUGCCCCAUUGGAUUCAAAGAAUGCUAAAAUUCCUGCAAGACGAGAAUCUGGUAGACAGAUUAAAAAGCCAACGAGGCAAGGGGAAGACGGCUUAGUGCCAUUCCACCAGGCCAACAUGCCCCUGAUUGGGGCAAUGGCCCAACAGCCUCAACACACAGGUGGCAAAUCCAAGGAAAAGCUUUCAGAAGCACUCAAGUCUUGUAAUGAGAUCUUAAAAGAAUUGUUUUCUAAAAAGCAUUCGGGUUACGCAUGGCCUUUCUAUAAGCCAGUUGACGCAGAACUAUUAGGUCUGCAUGACUAUCAUGACAUUAUUAAGAAACCAAUGGAUCUUGGUACCGUAAAGACUAAAAUGGACAGUCGCGAAUAUAAAACAGCCCAGGAAUUUGCAAGCGAUGUGAGGCUUAUAUUUACCAAUUGUUACAAAUAUAAUCCUCCUGAUCAUGAUGUCGUUGCAAUGGCUAGAAAACUUCAAGAUGUAUUUGAAAUGAGGUAUGCGAAAAUACCUGAUGAACCUAUGGGAGGUAUGUCAGGAAUGAAGGGUAGCAGUAGUAGUGCAAGCAGUUCCGGUUCCGAAAGUUCUUCCGACAGCGACGAUUCUGAAGAAGAACGUACACAAAAAUUAGUUGCUCUUCAACAAGAGCUUAAAGCAAUGCAAGAACAAAUGAGAAAAUUAGUAGAAGAAAGUGGUAAAAAGAAGAGCAAGAAGAAGAAGCCGGACAAACCAAAAUCAAAGCCAAUGAGCAAUAAAAGUAGUAGUCUCGUUGGUAGUCAUACUGGUGCCAUGAAAGAACUUAUGAAACCAAGUGGUGGAAUUCCCAGUGUGUCUGAUAGUGUUGGUACUAGUAUAGCUAGUGUUGCAAUGGGCGCAAGUGAUCUAAAAAUACCUGGUGGUAUGGGUGGUGAUCUUCAUCAUCCAGCAAUAGCAGUAGGACCAAAUAAAACACAUACAACAGGAAGUUUAGGUCAUCAUUUGCCAACAGCGACGAAUGCUAAAUCAAAAGGUAAAGGAAGAGGUCCUGGAAAAGCUACUGCAGCAAAUACUGCGAACAAAAGGCCGAAAGCAAAUAGUAGAUCAAGUGGGAAUAAAAAGAAAUCAAUCAAUCAACCACCUCCCAUAACAUUUGAUUCUGAGGACGAAGAUAAUGCAAAACCAAUGUCUUAUGACGAAAAGAGACAACUUAGCUUGGAUAUUAACAAACUGCCUGGAGAUAAACUAGGUAGAGUUGUACACAUAAUACAAUCUCGGGAACCUUCGUUGAGGGAUUCGAAUCCAGACGAGAUUGAAAUUGAUUUUGAAACUCUAAAGCCUUCCACAUUAAGAGAGUUGGAAAGCUACGUUGCAUCAUGCCUCAGGAAAAAACCACAUAAAAAAGUUAGUGGAAAAUCUAAAGAUGAGCAAAUAGCAGAGAAAAAACAAGAAUUAGAAAAGAGGUUGCAGGAUGUAACAGGUCAAUUGGGGAAUGUGAAGAAAACUGCUAAGAAAGAAGACAGUAGUAAAUCAGUCGACGUAGUUGGUACUGGAGGAGCCAGUGGGCCUUCACGAUUAUCCGCUUCAAGUAGUAGUAGCAGUGACAGUGAUUCGAGCAGUAGUUCACUUUCGUCGAGCACCAGUGAUUCGAGCGACAGUGAAGCAGGAAACUCCUCCAGUCGUCCACCUAGAAAGAAGACGAAGAAGAAUGCUCAAAGUGCACCACCUCCGACAACAUCAACAACUGUUGCUCCGGCACUCAAUCAUACUGGAGGUCUAUUAAUGAAUAGUCAGCCAACAGCAAAUUCUACGGGACCAAUAGCAAAGGCAGCAUCGGUAACUCAAUCUAGCAAUAUUCCUGCCGAUCAAGGUGGCAACAGUCAGCAACCUGUAGCUGUAGCUGCUGUUACAGCAAGUCAAGGGAUGCCUGUGGCAAGUCAUGCAUCUAUGCCCGCACAACCUCCACGACCAACAGCAAUGGCUACUGCUGCUCCUGUUAAAAAGCCAACGCCACCUCCUCCGACUACUUCUAAUCCUCCGACUCCGUCAGUAUCCGUACCAACACCACCACCCAGUGUUACUCCAACAAAUACAAACUCUGUGGUGGCAUCACCGGUUGUGCCUCAGGCGCCACAGCCUCCAACGUCUGUUAACUCUUAUCCAAAUGCGAACACACCUGUUCCAACGGAUGGAACAACAUUAAAUCAACAGGCGGACCUUUUGCAGCCAUAUAGUACUCUAGCUUCUGUACCCACGACACAAACAUCAUUGGAACAAAGUCUUUCUAUAAAGAAAGAGUCACAUAUAUCAAUGAUUCCAACUCUUCAUACAAGUAACAAUACCAAUUUAAAUUUACUGCCAGAUGUUAAAAAUCCAGUUAAUAUGAUGCCUACGAGUAUGGCGUCGAAUCUAAAUCUGGGAAAUAUAAAUAUGGCUAAUUUAAAUAUGAAUUUACAACAAGGAUUGGCGACACACAUGUCAAUGCACAAUCAAUUGGAGAAUAUGAUAAAUACAACAUCACCUUUAACCAACAUACAAAAUUCGCAUAAUGUUACGAUGUCGCAACAUUCUAACGGCUUUCCAAGUAUAAAGCGUGAAACUUCCUCGCCGAAUAUGUUGAAUAACAAUGGCAUUCCAGGAGUUAAUGUAGGAAUGAAUAUGGGAGGAAUGGGAUCGAUUUUUGAUCCUGUUCCUAUAGUUUCCAUGCCAAUGCAAAUUUCACAAAUACCCAUAAAGAAAGAAGAAAAACAGCCUCUUCCUAUUUCGCAGCCACAAAUUGCACAAAAGGCAAUGGAUGCAGGAGCUAUUUUUGCAGAAAUGAAUGCGUUAGGUUUACCACCAAUGGGCAAUCACUCGAGUUCUCAGCUCAUGCCUGAAAAGAAGAUGACGCCACCCGAUUCAAAAAAUCCUGCUUCAAACUUUGCGUCAGCUUUUAAGAACAAGACCGUUGAACAAAAUGUAAAGAACGCAUCUUCGUGGUCGUCGUUGGCUCAAGCAUCGAGUCCUCAAUCUACUGCAGGAAGUAGCAUGAAGAGCGCUGCCAGAGAUUCUUUCCAAGCGUUCAAAAAACAAGCCAAAGAAAAACAAGAUAGGCAAAGAGCACUAUUGGAACAACAAGAAAUGCGCAGACAGCAAAAGGAACAGGCUGAACGAGAACGAUUGCGACAAGAAAACGAAAAGAGAAGAGAACGAGAGGAGGAGGAUGCUUUGGAGAAAGUAAGAAAAACUGUUGGGGAUCAACAAGGUAACGCGAUGACCGCCACGACGAGAGCGGAAGAAGUGAAAGCCAUUGUUGACACGGAUAGCAGUAGUCCAAGUCAUUCGUCUAAUCAGGACAAAGCUGCUGCCGAAAGAGAACGACAAAGGCUACGGGAACAAGAACGGAGACGGCGCGAAGCGAUGGCUGGCGCGAUUGACAUGAACAUGCAAAGCGAUUUGAUGGCUGCGUUUGAGGAAUCAUUAUAAUGUUACUAUUCGCUCCUCAUAAUAAAUCCAUUGAAACCGGGCAGGACUUGGAUGAAUAUUUGCCGCUGGACGAUAUCUACAGAGACAUUUUGAUAAUAUACGGUAUCUCUUGAUCUAUACGGAACUAAAUCUAAAAAGAGAAAAAUAGAAAGAAAGAAAAAAAAUACAAGAAAGAGAACCGUCAUAUAAUUGUAAUGCUGAUUAAAAAAAAGAAAAAGAAAGGAGGAGGGUGGGUUAAAUGGAGGAGGUGAAAGGGGAUGGGGCAGAACGGAUAAUUCUAGCAAGUUAUCAUCUAAUGUAUGUAACAACAAGGCAGUGUACUUGUUUGUAAAAUGAUAGUGUGGUUGGGACAUUCCAACGGGGGAAAUUUAAGGAGAAGUAAUAUCAAGUUUUAACGAUCGCCCGUCUUCGAUCGUUCAAUCGGAUUUCUACAGAAAUACGAUUGAUAUAUAUAAAAAUAAUAUUUGCAAAAGCAAAAUUGUGGUUUAAACGACGGACACCCAAGUGUGACCAUGUAAUUAGAAAAGAUAGUUACAGAGAAUACGUCGAAGAAUAUUACAUACUAAACUCUAUUGUGUUACAUUUUUCCGGUUUUCAUAAGUUUGUACUUUAUGUAAAUUUGGAAACAUAACUAAAAAUAUUAUUCAGAGAUAAGUGAGAGAGAGAGAGAGAGAGAGAGAGAGAGAGAGAGAGAGAGAGAGAGAGAGAGAGAGAGAGAGAGAGAGAGAGAGAGCGAGAGAGAGCGCGAGAGAGAGAGAGAGAGAGAUUUGCGUGCAAACAUAUAUUAAACGAAUGUGUGAUCAUAAGAAUGAAAGAGAGUGUGCAGGAAAGAAGAAAAAGAAGAUGAAGGUGAAGAUGAAGAUAAAGAUGAAGAUGAAGAUGAUAAUGAUAAUAAUGAUGAUGAUUAUGAUAAUGAUGAAGAUGAUGAUGAUGAAGAUAAUGAUGAUGAAGAUGAUUAUGAUGAAGAUGAUUAUGAAGAUGAAGAUGAAGAUGAAGAUGAAGAAGAAGAAGAAGAAGAUGAUGACGAUGUUAUGACGAUAAUGAUAUGAUGAUGAUGAUAUGAUGAUGAUGAUGAUGAUGAUGAUGAUGAUGAUGAUGAUGAUGAUGAUGAUGAUGAUAUGAUAAUGAUGAUGAUAAUAAUGAUGAUGAUGAUAAUGAUGACGAAGAAAAAACAAAAACAGAAGUGUGUAUUUAAUUAAGUUUUAUAUUUUUCCACUUUCAGUCUUAAUCGUUGGUAGGAUUUACAUAGACGGUGUUUCUGCCAAUAGUAAAUAGAAUUAUUAGCUAUUACUAAUAAUUUCAUGCAGAUUUUUUUUCACAAUUAUGAAUAUAUACUAUUUGUAAUCACAAAAGUAUAUAGGUAGGUUUGUUAAGUGAAACAACGUAACAAACAAACAACAAAUAAACAAACAAAUAAACAAAAAAUAUAUAUAUAUACAUAUAUAUAUAUAUGUAUGUUUAUGUACACGAACGAGAACACAGACACGAUACUUAUGUCUCUUUGGCGAAUUUGAUCGUAUAUAAUCUUCACAAUGUCCACUCGUGAGAGAGAGAGAGAGAGAGUGUGUGUGUGUGUGUGUGAGAGAGAGAGAGAGAGAGAGAGAGAGAGAGAGAAAGAAACAGACAGACAGACAAACAGACAGAUAGAUAGAGACAAAUGUUCGCAUUUCAAAUUCAUCCGCGAGCGAGCGAUUCACACACGGACGUCACUGCGAUCGAUUUUCAAAUUAUUCACGAAAACUCAUCAUAGAGAGAAAAAUCGUCAAUUAUUACGAGUUAUUGAAGAAUAAAAAAAGGAAAGAAAUAAUAAAAUAAAAUAAAAAUAAAAAUAAAAUAAAAUAAAAUAAAAAAUGUGAGAGAAAAAACUUACUAAGACGGUAAGAGAAGAUGAUUGUAAUUGCGAAUGUAGUUGUUGUUUAACGCGAUCCUACACCAACCAUUAGAACGGGCGAUGCGUACACCCAAAAUUUCGGAUAACGUGCUUCUAAUUAACUCACCGAAGUAUGUCACCCGAUGGUAUAUCUAGGCCUGUAAUUAAUAGGAUAUUGAUAAAAAAGAUAUAACGCGAAACGAAAAAUAAUAACAAAAACAAAAAAAAAAGAAAGAAAGAAAAGAGGAAUUUAUAUUUAUUCGAUCACUCGCACUUGUACGAGUUACCGGUAUCGUCGUCGAGAGAAUGGAGGGUUGGGGUUCGGAAUGGGGGUGAAAGUUAGGGUGGUGAGCAAUCAUCUUUAGAGAAAACAUUAUCACGAUUUUCGAUCGAAAAUUUUAUGUACAAUCUAAUUAUGUAGUUUCGAGUUAUCGUCUAACUACUACUUUCAAUGUAUGUGUGAUGAAAGGAAUAAUAGAUGACAAGAAUUUUUUUAACAGAAUUAAAAAGAGUCGAGAGUACGUCGAUGAGAGGAAAAAAAAAGAGAGAGAGAGAAAAGAUAGUAUUCGCGAGUUUAUUCAGUGAGGAAACAUUAUGACAAACGCAAGUCUGACGGGUCUCGAUCGGUAAAAAGUACAAAAAAUAAACAAAAAAAAAAAAGAUAAAAGAAAAUGAAGAAAAAAAAGGAAGGAAAAUUAAUUACCUAAAGAUAUAUGAAUCAAAGAAAAUACACACGGAGAAGACGAAGAAAAGGAAUUCUAUUGAUUUUAACACUAUUAAUGAAUGGUAAAAAGGAAACUUUUUCAAAAAUUUCAUAUUGUACGUUAUAAUUAUUAAUUAUAAAAGUAAUCUAGUGAGUUUAAUUUUUAAUAAAAAUACAAAAUGUAUAUAUAUGUAUACGUCUAUAUAUAUAUAUAUAUGUAUGUGUAUAUAUAUAUAUGUAUAUGUAUAAAUCACAAAUAUCUUACUUUUUCUUAAAGAAUUUUCGAAUGAAUUAUUGAUUAAUUGAUUGAUUGAUUGCUUGAUUGUAGUAACGAUAUUAUUUCAAGUCAUUAUUUAAUCUAAUAUCGAGAAGUCAUUUUUUUUUUUUAUUCGACCGGGAGAUAUGUCUAUAGUAAUAUUAUAUUAUAUAUAAUUAAGUUAUUAAUUCGAUUAUAUUAAAUAGAAUUUUAUUUUUAUAAGAGACAUAUAUGCGUUGGGAUAGAUAAAAAACAAGAAGGAAAGAAAUUUACGUACAGAAGAUCUGUUGUUCGUAAAUGUGAUUUCGUUUGAGCAAUAUGUAUUUUGUAAUUAAGAGAAUGAGAGAGCGAGAGCGAGAGAGAGAGAGAGAGAGAGAGAGAGAGAGAGAGAGAGAGAGAGAGAGAGAGCGAGCGAAGAAGAUACAAUACGAUAGACAUGACAGUCUAAUAAUUGGUCGAGAAGUCAUUUUAUUUAAAUUCUCGUCUAAGCUCCGACAUAUUUAGACUUUUGUAUAUAUAUAUUUUUUUUCUCAAGUAAGAGUAGACGAGUUGAAUAUGCAAAAAGAGUAUAUAUAUAUAAACACAUGCAUAUAUAUAUAUUAAUAUAUAUAUAUUAUAUAUAUAUAUAAUAUUUUGAGAUUUCAUCGGAGCACAUAGACGUUUAAUUAUUAUUUACAUGGUUAUAUGCGUAUUUUGAAAUUAUUGGGUGAAAAAGGUUAAGAUAAAAAUAAUUAUCAGAUUUUUCACCAUUACUCGAUCUCUUUUUGACAUAACAUUAUUAAUGACUUAUAUCGAAUUAAUCGCGACGAGUAGUAAAUAGGUAAAAAAAAAAAAGAAAAACAUGAGAGGGAAGAAGGAAAACGUAAAUCUUUCAUUUCAUUUGUCGAUCGCAAUUCCAAAAUAUUAAAAUGGCUUUGACAAAAGAAAUAAAUGACGAUUAUUACGUAAAAAAGAUGAACGUUUUUUUAAUUAUUACUAUUACUAUUACUAUUACUAUUAUUAUUAUUAUCAUUAUUAUUAUCAUUAUCAUUAUUAUUAUUAUUAUUAUUAUUAUUAUUAUUAUUAUUAUUAUUAUUAUUAUUAUUAUCAUCAUUAUUAUCAUUAUUAUUAUUAUUAAUAGUAAUAUUAUCAUCAUUAUUAUUAUAAUCAAAUUCUCGUGAGAAAAUUCGAUCCAAUUCUUCGUCUUCACUAUCGCAAUUUGUCGUCUCAUUUUCUCAGAUCGUUUGAUUACUAAAAUUAUCAAUAAUUAUUAUUUAAUAUUUGAUAUCGAUUAGAGUAGAUCUAUCGAACGAUGAUUAUAGCGGUACAUUUUGGUAUACUUGAUCGAGAUAAUUAUUAAUAAAAAAUAAUGAGAUAAAUCUCGAUGAUCGGUGAAAUUGAAAAUUUGAUUAAAACUAAUGUCUCUGACGAUAAAAAAAAAAUAGAAAGACAGAUAGAGGAAGAGAGAAAUUAAAAGGGGAGAUGUGAUUGAGGAUAUCAUGGGUGGGAAGAUGGGAAGAAGAAAAAUGAAAAAGAACGAAGAAAAAAGGCCAUUCUUUCUCUCGAUGUUAAACGACUCUCGACUUCUUCGACAAAAUGGCGGCAGGGAAACGUCGUACAAGAUAGAUAGGAAAGAGUGAAAGGAGAGAGAAAGAGAGAGCGAGAGCGAGAGCGAGAGAGCAAGAUAGAGUGAACGGUAGAAAGAGAAGAAACGCGUAUUCCUCGUUUUUGAUUAACGAUGGAACAUAAACGAUAAUAAAUAUAAAUCGUUCGAAAAAGAAAAAAAGGAUAGAUCGAAAGCGGAAACUAAAAAUAUUGUUGGUUUUUUUUUUUUUUUUUUUUUUUGAAAAUAAAAAAACGAGGAAAGAAACCCAAGAAAAAACGUUUUCGUGAUGAGAAGUUUUCUCUGGGGAGAGGGGAGGAGGUGAAAGAAGUGUGUACCUGCCGGUACCCCGUUUAUUCUUAGCAAUAUUAUAGAUUAUAUUAUAAAGAUCGCACGAUUUCUCUCACGCCGAAGUGAGAUUUUCGUCGGAGAUCGUAUCGGAAUUUCUUUUUUUAUUUCUUUUAUUUUCUGUUUUUUAAUAUAUUUUUUUUUUUUUUAAGAUGUUCACGAUGUCGUUCGUCUAAUCACAUCGUAUAUAUGUAUCUCGUCGUAUCGUUCUUCGUAUGAUUCUUUGUCGACUAUUAGAUUAAAUCGAGAAAGAAUGAGAAAGAGAGAGAGAGAGAGAAAGAGAGAGAAUGAGAAUGAGAGAGAGAAAGAAAAAGAAGACGUCGAAGUACAAAAAUCAAAAUGAUUUUUUUAGUUUUGGCAGAUUGAUCGAUAUAAUUAAAUACCGCCACGAUUAAAUCAUCAUCAAUGAAAAAAAAAAGAAAGAAUUUUUUACUCUUCUCAUGUAAUAUACGUCUCCUUUUGUUUUUUUUUCUUUCGUACGAUAGCAGCUACAACACUUCAUCACUAAUUUGAAUUAAAAAAGAGAAGAGAGAAAGAGAGAGUGUGUGUGUGUGUGUGAGAGAGAGAGAGAGAGAGGAUAAGAAUUUAAAAAAUGAACAAAUAUAUCGAUCUUGCCUGUGUAAUGUAUUAGGAAAAUCGAUGUUGUCACUAUAUUAUUAUUAUUUUAUAUUAUUAUUAUUAUUAUUAUCAUUAUUAUCAUCAUUAUUAUUAUUACUAUUACUAUUAUUAUUAAUAAUAAUAUUAUUAUAAUUAUUAUUACUAUUCUUAUAUUAUUAUUAUGAUUAUUAUAUUAUUAUUAUUAUUAUUAUUAUUAUUAUUAUUAUUAUUAUUAUUAUUAUUAUUAUUAUUAUUAUUAUUAUUGUGAUUCUCAUUGAAAAUAACUGCUGUGCAAUUGCGUAUAUACGAUUAAAGAAAAGAGAAACUAAAUUGAAAAAAUGGUUGAAGAAACAAAAUGGCGGCGUGCGUGCCUGUGUCGUGUAUAAUAAACGAUGAGUGAAUGUUCAUUUGUUUCUAAAUGCCUCGACGAGAUUUUUGCUCAAUUUAAUUAAACAAAUCUAUGAAGAGUACACAUUUCCUUUCGUUUGUUUCUCCUAGUGUUUGUAAGUGAACACUAAUCUAACCCAUACACUUCUACAUAUACAUGCAUACAUAUAGGCACAUACGAAACAAAAAUUGAAAAACGCCAUUAAAUCUGAUUAUUUUAAUUAUAUUAUAGUGAAAUUAUGAUGAUUUUUAUCAUAGUGAUGUUAUUGUAAAUGCGUUUUUCAAUAAUAAAAAAUUGUCAGUUGCAUGACAAAACACACGUACACAUACAAGUUCACACACUUUUUUGUUCUUUUUUCAUUUAAUUCAAUAAACGACGAAUUGGUUUGUUAUAAAAAUCUCUUUGUUCCCUUUCAUUGAUAAUAACGAUUUUUAAAUUUUGGUGUAUAUACAUAUACGUACGAGCACACACAUACACAUACAGGUAUAUACAUACAUACAUACACAGAUACAUAUAUAUACAUACAUAUAUACACACACAUGUAUCGUAUGGGUAUCACUUGUAUCGUUCACCAAUCGAUUCAUCGGAUAUCUCCAUGAGUUUUCUUUAGAAAAUAUGGAAUAGUAAUAAUGAUAAUAAUAAUAUUAUUCCAAUAAUUAUUAUAAUUAUAUAAUAAUAAUAAUAAUAUUAAUAAUAAUAAUAAUAAUAAUAAUAAUAACAAAACAUUGUAUCUCGUGAGAUUCGAGGACAAUUCUGUUCCCUAACAUGGAGAUAUGUAUGUAAAUCCUAAAAACGUUGAUAUAUAAGAGAGAGAUAAAUGAUAUAUGAAUGAGAGAUAGAGAGAGAAAGAGAAAAGCGUUUUAGGAAAGAGAAAGGUGUGAAAAAAAGGUACGAAAAUGAAUGAAAGCUAGUAAGAGAAAGAGUGAAAAAAUAAAUGCUAGAGAAAGAGAGAGAGAGAAAGAGAAUAAAUGUGAGAUGGAUGAAUGUGUUCUCGCGUGAUGAAAACGCGAGGAUGUUUGAAUGAAGAAAAAAGAAAUAAAAAAAAAAAGAAUAAAUGUUUAGAAAUCUUAGGUAUUAUUAUUAUUAUUGUAUAAUACGUGGUUUGUAAUUGUACAUAGGGAAGGAGAUUUAUUGGCAGCAAUUAAACGGUAUACAUAUAUAUGUAUAAAAAUGAUAAGAGUACUAAAAACAUAUAUGUUAAUGCGUACGCAUAGGGCAACACACAUACAUACACAUAUACAUAUACGAUCACACAUCGUAAUACGUACAUACACAUCUCUCUAUAUAUGUGAUAAGGUUUGUAACAAUUUAAUGAAAUGCUGGUAAAAAUGAAAGAAAGGGGUAGAAGAUAGAUAAAAAACAAAACAAAAAAAAAAUUUAUUAAAAAAAAAAAAGAACAAAGAAAAGAAACACACAUACAUGUACACGAAGCGACGAUGACGAGGACGACGACGAUGAUGUAUUUACCUACUAGAUCUCAGCAUAACUUUUAGAAGGUUUAAAGGCGUAUAUAAUUCGUAAGUAACACCAAAAUCACUCUGCUGUAUCAAAAAAUAAUUUUUUAUAUAAGUUCCCACACGGACGCACAUCAUCUUCAAACGGCACAUGAAUUUAGUAGAAACGUACCGCGACUAACAAUAGAAGAGGAUGGCUAAAGAUUAGAGAGCGAGAGAGAGAGAGAGAGAGAGAGAGAGCGAGAGAGAGAGAGAGAGAGAGAGAGAGAGAGAGAGAGAAAGAAAAGGGAAAUAAAUAAAAUGAAAAGAAAUGAAAUGAAAUGAAAUGAAAUGAAUUGAAAUGAAAUCCAAGGAGCAUUGAACUGGUUGUACAUAAAUAAUAAUGAAGAAUGAUUAAUAAAUGGCGAAAAUAAAGAGAUACUUGAUGUUGUUAAGUAA